This is a messenger RNA of Penicillium brasilianum, 2325 nucleotides long. NCBI's taxonomy places the organism in Eukaryota, Fungi, Ascomycota, Eurotiomycetes, Eurotiales, Aspergillaceae. The record is from the annotation of a GenBank genome assembly.
AUGGCGGAUAAUCUUUCAAAAGCCGAGGGACUUGAGGUGUCCAGUCAAGAUGUGAUCGAUGAGAAGACUACUGCUGUCAUUUCAACUUCAGAGGAUAAAUCUGAUGUCACCAAGGAUGAAAUCAAUGGCGAGACCGAUCGCGACAGCGCCGAGGUCGUCAUCGUCACCGGUGCCGACGCAGCUCAGCAUCUUCUGCCACUUCGGGAUGACUUUGAGCAGACUGUGACAUUUCGCAGUAUUCUUUUGGCCUCACUGCUAGCCUGCUUCCAGGCUGUGAUGUACCAGAUCUAUAUGUUCAAACCGACCGCGAUCACUAUUCAAGGAACUUUCAUUGUUCUUAUCUCAUACUUUGUUGGAAAUGCAUGGGCGAAGUUUCUUCCUCGCGGCGACAAGUUCAAGGCUCGUUGGAUACAAAAUGGGGGCCAAGGCAAACUUCCAUUUUAUAUUACGGUCAUCGAGUUCAUCAACCCAGGGCAAUGGACUUUAAAAGAGCAUGCAAUCUGUGCCAUUACUGCUACCUCUGCCUCUAAUGCUGCCACUACUUCGGAGGUUUUUGCGGCACAGGAACUAUUCUAUGACAUGAAGUUGAGCGCUACGACGGUGAUCCUGACUAUUAUCUCUAUUGGCCUGUUUGGCUACGGCCUUUGUGGCUUAAUGCGUCCCAUUGCAGUGUGGCACGUCGAGGCCGUCUACUGGAGUACGCUGCCUACUGUCAAGACCCUCCAGGGGCUGCAUUGGCAACAAGUGAAGAAUUCUAAGCCCCUGAGAUACUUCUGGUAUGCUUUCAGCGGCAUGGCCCUCUACGAGACAAUUCCUGCCUAUAUUUUCCCAUGGCUGAAUUCCGUUUCAAUCCCCUGUCUAGCUGCCCAGAAGGCUACUGGUAGCACAGCGACGACUCUAACGAAUAUUUUCGGCGGAGCUACCAAUAAUGAGGGCAUGGGUCUAUUCUCUAUCAGCUUCGACUGGCAAUAUAUCACAUCCUUCCAAACUUCGCUUCCCCUCAAGUUUCAGAUUCAUCAAGCUGCUGGUUUUGCGGUCUGCUUGAUAGCUAUGGCUGGUAUCUACUGGGGGAAUGGCUGGGAUGCGCAGUCCUUACCUUUCAUGUCCACCAAGCUGCUCACGGAAAAUGGUACGAAGUAUCCCAUCACAAGCGUAUUCCCUGGUGGGGUGCUUGACACGUCUGCCCUGGAGAAGUAUGGUAUCCCAAGAUUGUCGGGGACAUUUGCAUUCGCUUUGUUUAUGGCCAACGCUGCAAUUGGCGCUUUGAUAGUGCACUGUAUUCUCUUCUGGGGAUCAGACAUUAAGCGGGCGUACAAAAGCGCCAAAGCUGGCAGAUUUGAUGAUCGUCACCACGAACAUAUGGCUAAGCACUACAAGGAGACCCCGUGGUGGUGGUACGUGGUUGUGCUUGUUGUCAGUUUCUUCCUUGGCCUUGUCGUGGUUCUCAAAGAGGACAUUGGUAUGCCCGCAUGGGCCUAUGUCGUUGCACUAGUGGCUGGAACAAUCAUCGCUCCAUUUAGUACAAUUCUGUAUUCCCGCUACGGUAACGGUAUUGCUACUAACAGUCUGUCGAAAAUGUUGGCUGGCCUUCUGAUUCCUGGACGGCCUGUUGGCAAUAUGUACUUUGCUGCUUGGUCACACAAUGUGAUCAUGAACGUUGUCAACCUAUGUAAUGAUCUGAAGAUGGGCGAAUAUCUCAAAAUCCCACCCCGCGUGAUGUUCCUGACACAGAUGUAUGGUACUAUCCUUGGCGCUUUUGUAAAUUAUGCCGUCAUGAUUAGUAUCGUGUCGGGCAACAAAGAGCUUCUUACCUCUGGCAAUGGAAACUCUGCCUGGAGUGGUGCGACCUUGCAAGCAUACAACACGAAUGCGACAUCCUGGGCCCUAUCUUCUUAUCUAUACAAAAUCGGUCGGCAGUACGAGCUUGUUCCUCUUGGAUUGUUGAUUGGUGCCGGAGCUGUGGUGGCUCAUCGAAUUUUCUACCAGUUUGUUCCGAAAAUCGGCAAAUUUGACGUCUCGGAAAUCAACAUGCCCCAAUUCAUUCAAUAUGCGGGCUACCUACCCUACAACCAAUCCCAAACCUGCGUGAUCUACAGCUGGGUUAUCGCCGGAUUCUACGUGCAAUACUACCUUCGAAACUGGCACCCCAAGAUCUUCAAGGACUACUCAUAUCUCAUCACCGGCGCAUUUGAUGGCGCCAGCUUGACGGUGCUGUUUAUUCUCUCAUUUGCCGUCUUUGGAGCUGCAGGCUCUGCAGUUAGCUUCCCGACUUGGUGGGGCAAUAACGCAGAUGGCAAUUACGACUGGUGCCCGACGUCGGACUGA